AUGAGACCGAAACGUGGUGAUCUCGAACGCCCUCUUCGUCUUCCUAUGACUAAAGAGUCUGUUGUGGGUUUCGAUGGUGCUGUUACAUCAAUUCAGAACCUAGCCUUUACGGCCAUUUUCACCUUACACCUCGAUAUUCGAUGUGGAUCAAUAUACAUGAUAUCCCGAGCACUGAAAGGCAAAAAUGAUGGACAGCCACAGGAGCCGAACCGGAAUUCCUCAACCGAAAACAACUGGUCUUAUAUAUUAACGGUCGAACCAACAUCUGCUUCGCCUAUCGUGCUUGAAUUAAACAACGACCUUAUUUCGUUUGGUGCUAGAAUGUCCAACUAUCUGGGACCAAAUGAAUGCCGAUAUAUCACAUCUUGCCUUUCAAGACUCAUAGACCGUGCACUGGUAUCCAGCACUCGUUUUAUUGGUGCAAUGAACAGUUACGGAGCUUUGAGACUUCAGCUUGAUGUUCUUGUGCUUCAACAGAAUCUGAAGAAUAUUAUCGUUGUUUCCCCUUCCCCAGUGUCAUCCAAGAGCAGCCUAUCGUUGGACAAAGAUGUUGCUGCUUCUAUGCCCGAAGUAGUUGCACUCCCGCAAAGUGCCAAGUUCUUGGACUGGUUCCUUGAAGGGCCUGGCAAGACAUUACGAAAUGCAAAGGAAGAAAGAGAUAUGUUUAAGGAGAUGGGCAGCCAAGUCUUGACGGAAGGCAACGGGGAGCCGUUUACAUUUGAUGAGUUGAGGGUGCUGAUUGAGCUAUGUUACUCUGCUGCACUCAAAGGUCCUCAGGGGCCUGAGGCGAGAGAAGAGUUCAUGGCAGCUAAGCGUGGGCUUGACGAUUCAUUACUUAGAUUAAGUGAGGUUAUGUGGGAUGCUUGA
Messenger RNA from Trichophyton verrucosum HKI 0517, 867 nucleotides. RefSeq lists its product as uncharacterized. Bases 1 to 867 code for a protein of 288 amino acids. Gene Ontology annotation, biological process: Golgi to plasma membrane transport; exocytosis. The transcript has a single exon. NCBI's taxonomy places the organism in Eukaryota, Fungi, Ascomycota, Eurotiomycetes, Onygenales, Arthrodermataceae. Gene Ontology annotation, cellular component: exocyst. The record is from RefSeq and is a predicted model, not a curated record.